Molecule: messenger RNA, 7692 nt
Organism: Oryctolagus cuniculus (rabbit)
Lineage: Eukaryota; Metazoa; Chordata; Mammalia; Lagomorpha; Leporidae
Source: RefSeq, a predicted model, not a curated record
CGCGAACGCGCCGGGAGCGUCCCCAGGCUCGGGAGCGCGCCUCGUGGAUGACAACAAAUUCGUCGCGCGGCGGCCGAGGAGGUGUCAGCCGCCUCCUGUCGCGCGCUCCCGUGUCCGGGCCGAGGAGGAUCCCCUCGGGAGUCCCUGCCCCGGACGCCGGGGCCGCCUCUGCGCCGGGUCCUUGCCGGGCCUGCGACCGGGUGUCCGGCGCGGGCGAUGCCGUCGGCCUGAGGGCGCCCGGCGGUGAGCGGGCAUGAAGGGGCCGCGCCGGGCUUAGGCCCCGCCGCGGCCCGGGGACGCCGGCCGGGCCCCGGAGCGCCUUCGCGGCCGGAGCCGGAGCCUGGGCCCCGCCGCCGCCGCCCUCAGCCGCCGCCAUGCCGUGGCCGUUUUCCGAGUCCAUCAAGAAGAGGGCCUGUCGGUACCUCCUGCAGAGGUACCUGGGCCACUUCCUGCAGGAGAAGCUGAGCCUGGAGCAGCUCAGCCUGGACCUGUACCAGGGCACCGGGUCCAUAGACCUGGUCCCUAUGAAUGCCUGGAGCCUCAAUGAAAUCUUGGAGUCGGCUGAUGCGCCUUUAGAAGUCACAGAAGGAUUCAUCCAGUCCAUCUCUCUGUCGGUGCCAUGGGGCUCCUUGCUGCAGGAUAACUGUGCCCUGGAAGUGAAGGGCUUAGAGAUGGUCUUCCGGCCGAGACCGCGCCUAGCAACUGGUUCUGAGCCCAUGUAUUGGUCAAGUUUCAUGACCAGCAGUAUGCAGUUGGCAAAAGAAUGUCUCAGCCAGAAACUAACUGAUGAACAAGGAGAAGGAUCCCAGCCCUUUGAAGGACUUGAGAAGUUUGCUGAAACCAUUGAAACAGUACUAAGAAGAGUGAAAGUCACUUUUAUAGACACUGUUUUGAGAAUUGAACAUGUGCCAGAAAAUUCUAAAACUGGAACUGCACUUGAAAUUCGAAUAGAAAGAACUGUGUACUGUGAUGAAACUGCCGAUGAAUCCUCAGGAAUUAAUGUACAUCAGCCCACAGCUUUUGCUCACAAGUUGCUUCAGCUCUCUGGAGUAUCUCUCUUCUGGGAUGAGUUUUCUGCAUCAGCAAAAUCUUCCCCAGUGUGUUCAACAGCACCAGUGGAAUCUGAGCCAAAGUUGUCACCUAGCUGGAACCCCAAAAUUGUUUAUGAGCCACACCCACAGUUAACUAGAAAUUUACCCGAGCUAGCGCCCUCUGACCCAGUGCAGAUCGGAGGGCUAAUUGGUAGGUUGGAGUUAAGUCUCACCUUGAAACAGAAUGAAGUGCUUCCUGGAGCAAAGUUGGAUGUUGAUGGACAGAUAGACUCUAUUCAUCUGUUCCUGUCACCAAGACAGGUGCACUUGCUUUUGGAUAUGUUAGCAGCUGUUGCUGGACCAGAAAAUUCUAGCAAAAUAGGGUUAGCUAAUAAAGAUAGGAAAAAUCGACCUAUGCAGCAGGAAGACGAGUAUCGAAUUCAGAUGGAAUUAAACCGGUAUUAUUUGAGAAAAGAUUCCCUCUCUGUGGGUGUAUCUUCAGAGCAAAGCUUUUAUGAGACAGAAACGGCUCGUACGCCAUCUAGCCGUGAAGAAGACGUUUUCUUCUCCAUGGCUGAUAUGGACAUGUCUCAUAGCCUCUCUUCUCUUCCACCCCUUGGGGACCCCCCAACCAUGGACCUGGAGUCAUCCUUGCCUGGCACUUACACGAACACCCCAGCAGGAUCGCCGCUGAGUGCUACUGUGGUAGAGCAUUUCAUUUUUGUUCAGUCUGGAAAAGUUGCUUCUGAAAUUUUGCACUUUAUUCAUGUGCUUUUAAAAACUGCUCUUCCUUCAAGGUCUGUUUCGGUGGACGAAUCCAGGCCUGAGCUUAUUUUCAGACUGGCUGUGGGAGCUCUCUCAGUCUCUGUGCUUCACAUUGAUCCUCUGUCUCCACCGGAGACGGCCUCGAAGCUUAACCCCUUGACAUCCAUGGCGAUAGCUUUCUUCACUUGUAUAGAGAAGAUCGAUCCAGAAGGAUUUUCAACAGAGGACUUUAAGUCCUUCCGGGCAGUGUUUGCAGAAGCUUGCUCACACGAUCACCUUCGGUUUAUAGGUACUGGAAUCAAAAUAUCCUAUGAACAAAGACAAAGAUCAGCUUCCCGUUAUUUUAGUACUGAUGUUUCCAUUGGGCAAAUGGAGUUUUUGGAGUGCCUGUUUCCAAGUGAUUUUCAUUCUGUUCCUCCUCACUAUACAGAGCUUUUGACGUUCCAUUCCAAAGAAGGAGCUGACGCCCAUGCCCUUGCGUGUCUUCAGCUUCAUUACAAGCACUGUGAGACCAGAGGACCCCAGGGUAGUCAAGCAAGGCUUAGUUCAGUUCCUCAGAAGGCAGAAUUACAAAUUAAAUUAAAUCCAGUAUGUUGUGAACUGGAUAUCAGUAUUGUGGACAGGUUAAAUUCCUUGCUUCAACCACAAAAACUUACUACGGUAGAAAUGAUGGCAUCUCACAUGUAUACUUCAUACAAUAAGCAUAUUAGUCUGCACAAGGCUUUUACUGAAGUAUUUCUAGAUGACUCACAUAAUCCUGCAGACUGGCGGAUAUCGGUGCAAGUCGCCACACCAGCACUGAAUCUUUCUGUUCGCUUCCCAAUACCUGAUCUUCGAUCAGAUCAAGAGAGAGGCCCGUGGUUUAAGAAGUCUCUUCAGAAGGAGAUCCUUCACUUGGCAUUCACAGAUCUAGAAUUUAAGACGGAAUUUAUAGGAGGAUCAGCUCCAGAACAAAUUAAAUUGGAACUUACCUUUAGAGAACUCUUUGGGUCAUUCCAGGAAGAGAAAGGAGAACCAUGUGUCCAGUUUCUCCAGGCGUCUAGUGGGGUGGAUGGAGAUACAGCGUCAGCAGAUGACUUUGACUGGCCACGAAUAGUAUUGAAAAUCAGCCCACCUGCCAUGCACUCCAUUUUGGAGAGAAUAGCAGCUGAGGAAGAAGAGGAGCAUGAUGGUCACUACCAGGAGGAAGAGGAGGGCGGCGCACACUCCCUGAAGGAUGUCUGUGAUCUGAGGCGACCAGCCCCGUCUCCUUUCUCUUCUCGGAGAGUGAUGUUUGAGAACGAGCAGAUGGUGAUGCCUGGAGACCCUGUAGAAAUGACAGAGUUUCAGGACAAAGCGAUCAGCAAUUCUCACUACGUGCUGGAGCUGACGUUCCCAAACAUUCACAUGACACUGCCUAAUAAAGGCUUUUAUGAGAAGCUUUAUAAUAGGGUCUUUAAUGACUUGCUACUGUGGGAACCCACGGCUCCUUCACCGGUAGAGACAUUUGAAAAUCUUUCCUAUGGUGUUGGGCUUUCAGUGGCCAGCCAGCUGAUUAAUACCUUCAACAAAGAUAGUUUUAGUCCAUUUAAAUCAACAGUUCAUUAUGAUGAGGAAAGUGGAUCUGAGGAGGAGACUUUGCAGUAUUUUUCUACUAUUGAUCCCAACUAUCGUUCCCGUAGGAAAAAAAAACUCGACUCUCAAAACAAGAACUCACAGAGUUUUCUCUCAGUUCUUUUGAACAUUAAUCAUGGAUUAAUGGCGGUGUUCACAGAUGUAAAGCAAGAUAAUGGAGAUCUGUUGGAAAACAAGCAUGGUGAAUUCUGGUUAGAGUUCAAUAGUGGCUCAUUAUUUUGUGUGACGAAAUAUGAAGGUUUUGAUGACAAGCACUACAUUUGCCUUCAUUCUAACAGUUUCAGUCUGUACCACAAAGGUGUGGUGGAUGGAGUGAUUCUUCCCGCAGAAGCCCGCCUGCCCACUUCAGCCCGCCCGCACUGGUUGGAGCCUACCAUCUAUUGCUCUGAAGAAGACGGCCUCAGUAGAACUGCCUCGGAUGGGGUGGGGGGAGAGAAUCCGAAUAUGCUCUCAGUAGCGGUGAAAAUCCUGUCUGAUAAGUCAGAGUCCAACACCAAGGAAUGUCUCAUUGCUGUGGGACUGAGAGGAGCCACUCUGCAGCACGCGGUGCUUCCUGCCGGGCUCAGCUGGCACGAGCAGAUUUUAUACUUUUUGAAUAUUGCUGAUGAACCUGUUCUGGGAUAUAAUCCUCCAACUUCACUUACAACUUUCCAUGUUCAUCUUUGGAGCUGUGCACUUGAUUAUAGACCACUUUAUUUGCCGAUCCGAUCUCUUCUUACCGUGGAGACAUUCAGCAUUUCUAGUAGUGUUGCACUGGACAAAUCCUCUUCUACUCUCAGAAUAAUCUUGGAUGAAGCAGCUUUACAUCUGUCUGACAAAUGUAACGCUGUUGCUGUCAAUCUGAGUAGAGAUUACGUGCGAGUGAUGGACAUGGGGCUUUUGGAAUUAACCAUAACUGCAGUCAAGUCCGAUUCUGGUGGAGAAUCCGAGUCCUGCUUUGAGUUGCACUGUUCCAGCGACGUUGUCCACAUCAGAACCUGCUCAGACUCCUGUGCAGCCUUAAUGAACCUCAUCCAGUACAUGGCGAGCUACGGGGACUUGCACGCACCCGACACGGCAGAAGUGAAGCCUGGAGCCCCUCAGAGAAAGUCAGAGGUAGAUUCUGGUGGCCGCUCAUCCUCCCGUGGUCCAGUGCUUCCCGAAGCAGAUCAGCAGAUCUUACGAGACCUGAUGAGUGACGCUAUGGAGGAGAUCGAUAUACAGCAAGCCACUGCCUCUGGGAAACCGCAAGCCAAUGGUGUUUCGGAUGAAAUUUCUCAAAUCCAGGAGCCUUGCUGCUCUGACCUCUUCCUGUUUCCUGAUGAGAGUGGGAAUGCGUCCCAGGAGCCUGGUCCCACCUACACCGCGUUUACUCACCACUUGAUUGGUGAUGCAGUGACAGGUGCGCCCACUGAAAAUGAUGACUUUUGCAUCCUAUUUGCACCAAAAGCCGCCCUCCAGGAGAAGGAGGAAGAACCAGUGAUAAAGAUCAUGGUUGAUGACACAAUUGUGAUAAAAGACAAUUACUUUAGCCUGCCUGUUAAGAAGACAGAUAGCAGCAAAACCCCAUUGCACUUUCCACUCCCCGUAACUCGGUAUGUCGUUAAGGAAGUCUCUCUCGUCUGGCAUCUUUAUGGAGGAAAAGAUUUCGGAGCAGGACCCCCUACUUCUCCAGCAAAAAGUUAUGUGAGUCCGCACAGUUCACCUUCUCACACACCCACAAGACACGGUCGCAGUACAGCGUGUGGCGGGAAAGGAAGGAACCAUGACUUUUUAAUGGAAAUACAGUUAAGCAAGGUGAAGUUUCAGCACGAGAUCUACCCGCCCUGCAAACCCGAGUGCGGCCCCAGUCUCGCGGAGCACCCGGUCUCCCGGCAGGUGUUCGUCGUGCAGGACCUUGAAAUCCGAGACCGCCUGGCAACGUCACAAAUGAACAAGUUCCUGUACCUCUACUGCAGCAAGGAGAUGCCUCGGAAAGCUCAUUCGAACAUGCUGACAAUCAAGGCCUUGCACGUGCGCCCGGAGUCUGGCAGGUCACCCCAGGAAUGCUGCCUGAGAGUGUCGCUGAUGCCGCUUCGCCUCAACAUCGACCAGGAUGCCUUAUUCUUCCUGAAGGAUUUCUUCACAAGUCUCUCUACAGAAGUGGAGGUUCUCAUGACCCCAGACCCGGAAGUUAAAAAGUCUCCUGGAGCUGAUGUUACCUGCAGCUUGCCGAGGCAUUUGAGCACUUCAAAGGAGCCAGAUCUGGUUCUUUCUUUCCCCGAGCCCAGGCAGCCUUCCCUAAACGAUAGCGCCGGCCCCCUGGGAGAGGCUGCCGGGGCAGAAGCGGACUUCUCAGCGGAAGACGCGUCACUCAGCGGCCAGCCGGUGUUCUUCAGGGAAUUUAGAUUCACAUCGGAAGUUCCUAUUCGGCUUGAUUAUCAUGGCAAACACGUAUCCAUGGAUCAGGGUACACUAGCGGGGAUUUUGAUUGGCCUGGCUCAGUUGAACUGCUCUGAGCUGAAGCUGAAGCGGCUCUUCUAUCGGCAUGGUUUGCUAGGUGUUGACAAGUUAUUCUCAUAUGCAAUCACUGAGUGGCUUAAUGACAUUAAGAAGAACCAGUUACCAGGAAUCCUGGGAGGUGUGGGGCCUCUGCACUCACUGGUACAGUUAGUGCAAGGCCUGAAGGACCUGGUCUGGCUGCCCAUCGAGCAGUACCGGAAGGACGGUCGCAUCGUGCGAGGGUUCCAAAGGGGUGCUGCCUCCUUUGGUACCUCCACAGCGAUGGCCGCGCUAGAACUCACGAACAGAAUGGUUCAGACCAUACAGGCCGCGGCGGAGACUGCGUAUGACAUGGUGUCUCCUGGGACGCUUUCUAUCGAGCCCAGGAAGACGAAGAGGUUUCCUCACCACCGCCUGGCCCGCCAGCCGGUAGACCUGCGGGAAGGUGUAGCCAAGGCCUACAGUGUUGUGAAGGAGGGAAUCGCAGACACGGCUCAGACCAUCUACGAGACGGCGGCUCGGGAACACGAGAGCAGGGGCGUCACUGGUGCCGUGGGCGAAGUCCUGCGCCAGAUCCCGCCAGCAGUGGUGAAACCUCUGAUCGUUGCCACAGAAGCAACAUCAAACGUUCUAGGUGGCAUGAGAAACCAGAUCCGACCAGAUGUGCGGCAGGAUGAAUCGCAGAAGUGGCGCCAUGGGGAAGACUGACUCCCAGCGCGACGCCUGGGGAGACCCGAGGGCGGGAACGCGAGCGUAGUGCCCCGGCGGCAGCUUUAGAGGGGACUCAUUUCAUUUUAUUGUGCUCAUCUCAGGAACAGAGGCAUUUUUUAGUUAAAUAACAAUGUCGAAACAACGUGCAGCCAGCAGCUUCGGACGGUGUAGGGCUGGUUUGGUGCCUGCCUGCAGACACGCUUGGUGGCUGGUGUCAAAGGGCCUUGAAGUGUUUGCUGCCAAGUUAGUGAAAUGCUUACGUCCAUUCAGAUAGCUGUACUUCCUGUUACAGACCAGAUCUCAUUGGAAACCUCCUUUUACAGCUCGGAAACAUUGGGGAGCACUUUUUUUUUUUUUCGGGGGGGGGGCACCUGUCGGGUCCAGGUCUCACCUCCCCCACGCCAAAGCAGUGGGAGGUGAGCUGCUGCCCCUGGUGGCUCCAGGCGCGGAAUCUCACCCGCGGCCAUGGCCAAGGCCGGGUGGUUUUCAGCCAACACUGUUGGAGAGCACUCUUGAAACACUAUAGGUAGAGCUCUGGGGAGUUCUGCUCAUGGUUUAAGAAGAGUCACAGCCUCAACAGUUCCUUCGGACAGAGACAAAGCCCCAGGGAGCAGAGCGCAGAGGAUUGUCAGAAAUGCCGGCGAGGAGACGCCGCUCGGUCGGAGUCCGUGUCGGUGCACUGGGAGCGGCGGCGGCGGCGCUCCUGUUGGCUCAGCCCCUGCCGUUCUGCUGUCGCACUUUAUCCCGUGUGUGUGGGUUCCUACAAGUCACGUGCGCUGUACUUUAUGUCAUUUACAAACUUACCCUGCAGCAUAAAGACGAGUGGACGCGUCUCGAGGUGACCGAAGUGGAACAGCUUCCUCCGCGUGCGUUCCGUCACGGCCCGGGGCCCGCGUAAUUGUUUAUUCGUUCACUUAAAGCGAGUGAGCGCAGGCUUGUUAGGAACGUGUGGAGCGGGAGACGAGAAGUGGUUUGCACUCUUUAAAAUGAAAUAAAAAUCCUCCAGCUAUGCCCUAGUCAGCUGGUUCCCAGUACCGUUUCUACUUGGUUAACAGUGUACAUUUUGAUAACCUGUCAGGAAUGAAUAAAGUAUUUUUAUUUAAAGGUGAAA